Messenger RNA from Helianthus annuus (common sunflower), 4062 nucleotides. RefSeq lists its product as uncharacterized. Gene Ontology annotation, biological process: DNA integration. Bases 1 to 4062 code for a protein of 1353 amino acids. Gene Ontology annotation, molecular function: RNA-DNA hybrid ribonuclease activity; nucleic acid binding. The record is from RefSeq and is a predicted model, not a curated record. NCBI's taxonomy places the organism in Eukaryota, Viridiplantae, Streptophyta, Magnoliopsida, Asterales, Asteraceae. The transcript has 2 exons.
AUGGCAGAGGAUUCAUUAUCUCAUUCAUCAGAUCCCCGAUCUGAGUAUGGAGGUUCUACAACCCAAAACACUCAAAGCAACAAUCAGUCAGAUAGGGAGAAUUUUUCAGAUCUAAUCAUGAAAAAAUCCCCAUCACAUUGGUUCAGCAAAUAUCAAACUGCUUUAAACACAAUCGUUACACAAAUCGCUAGAUCUGAGGUCCCGAACAUCAGAUCUGGUGAAGAAAGCAAUAUUACAGUAUUGGACCCACCAACACCACGUAGGGGGGACAUCCAAUCUAGUCGUAACAUCGAAUUGCAAUUCAGACGUAGCAACCAUCAGAAAGUUAAAUCAAAACAAAUAAACAUGAUUCAAGGAGGUCCAUCACGAAGGACAAACAAACGAAGUCAUGACCAACAUUGGAGGGAACAGCAAGUCAUAUUUCCCGUCAUCCCAGGAGGCCCUCAGGAAGAACGACCAGUAAUCAUUACUGGUAUCUUCGGUCAUUACCAGACGGACUACAUGUUUAUAGAUCCGGGUAGCUCAAUGGAUAUUAUAUACGAGCAGUGCUUUAAACAACUCGAUCCGGAUGAUAAAGCACGUCUAGAACCGGUCGAUUUUCCCCUCACCGGAUUCUGCAAUGAAGCUGUAUUCCCAUUGGGGCAAAUAGCUUUUCCUGUGACUUUGUCGGACGGCGAACAUUCACAAACAGUUACAGUCAAUUUCAUGGUCAUGCCGGCAACAUCACGUCAUGAUGUUCUGCUCGGAAGAAGAUCACAAAGAGAGUUCAGUAUGAUCACAUCUAUCCCACACACAGCAUGUGGAUUCCCAACGGAAACCGGAGUUGCAGUUCUGUACUCAAGCAAAGAAGUCAUGUACGUGGACGACGGGCCACCAGCAAAGGUAGUCAAACCUUCAGCAUCAAAUGAGCCGGAGAAAUGGGUCCUGAACGAAGAAUACCCAGAGCAGACCAUCUCACUAGGUCACGCCAUUUCACCAGCAACACGAAGGCAACUGAAAGCAUUAUUGUCCAACAACAAAGAUAUAUUCGCUUGGUGCCCAGCAGACAUGACUGGGGUUCCACGCGAUAUAGCGCAACAUUGCCUCAAUAUUAAACCAUCAGCGGAACCUGUUACCCAGGCAAGGCGCAGCUUUAGUGAAGAAAAAGCGAAAGCCAUGGACGAGCAAGUGGUGGAGCUACUCAAUGCGGGAAUCUUGCGCGAAGUAAAGUACCAUACGUGGGUUGCCAAUCCAGUAAUGGUACAAAAACAUAAUGGCGGAUGGAGAAUGUGCGUCGACUUCAAAGACCUGAAUAAAGCAUGCCCAAGAGAUUGUUACGCACUUCCGGAGAUAGAUAAAAAAUUCGACUCUCUAGCAUCGUUCAGAUGGAAGUGUUUUCUCGACUGUUACAAAGGUUAUCAUCAGGUCCAGAUGAAAGAAGAAGACGAAGACAAAACUGCAUUCCGCACAGAUAAAGGCAUCUUCUGUUACACUAAAAUGCCUUUUGGCCUGCGCAAUGCUGGCGCAACUUAUCAACGAUUAAUGGACACAGUUUUCAAAGACGACAUAGGCAAAACAGUUGAAGUAUACAUGGAUGACCUUGUCAUCAUGAGCCAUGAGAAAGACUCAAUGCUCAACAACAUUCAGCCCCUAACAAUAGUCACAAGAGAGGGCUUCAAAGUAAACCCAGAAAAAGUACAGGCUAUCCAGCAAAUGCCCUCACCUGCAACAAUAAAAGAAAUGCAAAGACUCGCCGGACGUUUAGCAGCCUUGAACAGAUUCUUGGCUAAUCACGCGGCUAAAUCUUACCCAUUUAUCAGUACGCUGCAAAACUGCGGGAAGAAAACCCCCUUUCAAUGGACGCCUGAAGCAGAAGCAGCAUUCAAGCAAAUGAAAGAAUGUUUAAUUCAGCUACCAACGCUGAUUGCGCCAAAAGAAAGAGAGCCAUUGAUCUUAUACCUAUCAGCCGCGGAAGUAGCGGUAGGAGCAGUAUUGAUGGUAGAACGAGACAACGUUCAGACUCCAAUUUACUAUAUCAGCAAAAUGCUCACCGGCCCAGAAACUCGUUACUCAAUGAUAAAAAAAUUGGUUCUAGCACUAGUGCAUGCAUCUCGGCGCUUGCGCAGGUAUUUCUCAGGCCACGUCAUCACGGUUCUCACAAAUUAUCAUUUAGGCCAAAUCUUAUCAAAACCCGAUGUGGCGGGAAGAUUGGCUAAAUGGGCUAUCGAGCUGGGAGGAUACAAUCUCUUCUAUAAGCCAAGACCAGCAAUCAAAGGGAAAGUACUAGCAGACUUUGCUACUGAAGUGCCCAUCGAUAAAGUACAAGAAUGCGAGGCAAUCCAGAAUCCUACACCUGUUUUCGAUGACAGAGUCUGGACCUUGCACACAGAUGGCGCUUCCAACGAUGACGGAGCAGGAGCAGGCCUCCGAUUAGUCAGUCUGGACAAUCAUGAGCUCACAUAUGCCAUACGCUUAGAUUUCCAAAGUACCAACAAUGAGGCAGAAUACGAAGCAUUUUUAGCGGGACUUCGUUUAGCGCUCAAAAUGGGGGCAAGGAACCUCGAGGCCAAUGUUGAUUCGAAGCUUGUAGCCGAGCAAGUUAACGGUCAUUACGAUGCAAAAGGAGAAGCUAUGGCAUUAUACCUUGAACAAGCACGGAUGCUAAUCAGCCAAUUCCAGACAUUCAGGGUUAACCAUAUCAACAGAAGCGAAAAUAAGCACGCAGACGCACUUAGUAAAUUAGCCGCUACCAGCUUCAAACACCUAGCAAAAGAAGUGCGCAUAGAAGUAUUGUCUAACCCUUCAAUCCAUCUCAAGCAAGUGAACGUUAUAGAGGUCGGUAAUCCAUCCUGGAUGUCUCCGAUCAUCUUAUACCUACAACACGGGAAACUCCCGGAAGGAAAAGCAGAAGCGCGAAAACUCCAACACAAAGCGAUAAAUUACGAAAUGGCAGAUGGCAUCCUCUAUCGAAAGUCAUUCAUGGGACCAUUACUACGCUGUGUCGACAAAACAGAUGCUCAAUACCUGGUCAGAGAAAUCCAUGAAGGUUUAUGUGGAAUUCAUGCGGGACCACGCAUGGUCGUAGCAAAAAUAAUGAACGCCGGAUACUACUGGCCAGGAAUGCAUAUGGACGCAGUUGAUUUAUUAAGAAGAUGCGCAGCUUGUCAGCGCCAUGCACCAAAGACACUCCGACCAAAAAAUCCGCUAGUGCCUGUCACAUCCGCCUGGCCAUUCCAACAAUGGGGCAUCGAUCUCGUUGGCCCAUUCCCUGAUGCGCCAGGCGCAGUAAAAUUCAUCAUCGUAGCGGUCGAUUACUUCACUAAAUGGGUGGAAGCUAAAGCCUUGGCUUCAACCACAACAAUGGUCAUUCGCAAAUUUAUAUGGGAACAUAUCAUUUGCAGGUUCGGAUUACCAUUGCGCAUUAUCUCUGACAACGGCACAAACUUCGCCUCGGAUGAUCUUCAAAAAUGGUUCAAAGAAAUGAAGAUCGAGCAUCAUUUCGCCUCCGUCGCGUACCCACAAGCGAAUGGUCAAGUAGAAAGUAUAAACAAACAGAUUGUUGACGGCAUAAAAGCACGGCUAGGGACAGCACGCAGAGGGUGGGUUGACGAACUCCCCAGCAUCCUCUGGGCGCAUCGAACAAUGCCAAAGACUAGCACAGGCGAAACUCCGUUCAGUCUAGUCUAUGGGUCUGAAGCCGUCAUCCCAGCUGAGAUUGGCUUACCAUCACCACGCAUGUUAGCCAUGGAAAAACAAAAUAAUGAGCAAGAACGAAGAUUGGAUCUAGACCUCCUCAAAGAACGGCGCGAGAAUGCCGCUAUCACAGAGGCCAGGUACAAAUCCAAACUCGAAAAAUACUACAAUGCGCGCGUCCGCAUAUGCACAUUCGUUCAGGGUGAUUUCGUUUUACGCGAUAAUGAAGCAUCAAAUGCUGAAAAACCGGGCAAAUUAGCGCCACGAUGGGAAGGACCAUAUGUCAUAAAUGAAGUCCUAGGCAAAGGAGCGUAUACUCUCAAAAGAAUUGACGGGACUCUAGUCCCACGCACCUGGAACGCGCAGCAGCUGCGCAGGUGUUACAUGUAG